Messenger RNA from Oxyura jamaicensis (ruddy duck), 2178 nucleotides. It is a transcript of the gene SPHK1, whose product is annotated as sphingosine kinase 1. The transcript is spliced from 5 exons. Gene Ontology annotation, biological process: negative regulation of apoptotic process; cellular response to growth factor stimulus; sphingosine biosynthetic process. The record is from RefSeq and is a predicted model, not a curated record. Gene Ontology annotation, cellular component: cytoplasm; membrane; intracellular membrane-bounded organelle. Lineage: Eukaryota; Metazoa; Chordata; Aves; Anseriformes; Anatidae. The coding region runs from base 68 to 1657 and encodes 529 amino acids.
CUGCCGUAGCCGGGCGGGUGCCGGCAGCGAGCGGCGGCUGCGGGCGGCGCUCCCCCGGUGCGCUCCGAUGGCCGCCGGCCGCCGACCCCCCCCGCAGCCCGGCGGCGGCGGAGGAAGAGGAGGAGGAGGAGGAGGAAGAGGCGGCUGCAGCGGCGAGGACGCGGUGCUGCGGGGCCGCUUCUCGCCGGGGCUGGCCCCGGGGGCGGCCGCCUGGGCGCUGGCGCUGACGGAGCGGGAGCUGCAGGUGCUGCGCCCCGACGGCACCGGCGCCGCGCUGCCCCUGGCCGACUGCGUGGGCUCGGCGGCUUUCCCCUCCUCCUCCCCGGCCUCGUCCUCCUCCGCCGCCUGCUUCUCCGUGGUGUGUUAUCCCUUCCGAAAAGGCCGCUGGGGCUCCCCUGCCCGCCAGCGCCUGCAGAGGACUUUCCGAGUCGCCCACGGCCCCGACGCCGAGGGGAACCUCCGCAUCGCCCAGGCCUGGAGCCAGCGGAUCCGGGAGCUCUCGGUGCCCGCCGUGCCCGUGAGGGAUGGUACCAGCUACGGGGUCCUGCCCCGGCCCUGCCGUGCCCUGGUGCUGCUGAACCCGCAGAGCGGUGCCGGCCGCGCGCUCGAUGACUUCCACGCGGUGGUGCAGCCCAUGCUGGCCGACGCCGACAUCGCGCCCUCCAUCUUCAUCACCGAGAGACCCCACCACGCGCAGGAGAAGAUGCGGGAUGAGGACCUGUCGCAGUGGGACACGCUGGUGGUGAUGUCCGGGGACGGGCUGCUCCACGAGGUGGUGAACGGGCUGAUGGAGCGGCCGGACUGGGAGGAGGCCAUGAAGAAGCCGCUGUGCAUCCUGCCAGGGGGCUCCGGGAACGCCCUGGCUGCCUCCAUCAACUACUAUGCAGGCAACGACCACGUGGCCAAGAAGAAGCUGCUGACGAACUGCACCUUCAUCCUCUGCAAGGGGCUGCACACGCAGAUGGACCUGGUGUCGCUGAGCACGGCCUCGGGCAAGCGCUUCUUCUCCUUCCUGGGCUUCGGCUGGGGCUUCAUCGCCGACGUGGACAUCGACAGCGAGAAGUACCGCCGGCUGGGCAACGCGCGCUUCACGCUGGGCACCCUGCAGUGCCUGGCCCGGCUGCGUGUGUACCAGGGCCGCCUCUCCUACCUGCCCGCCGCCCCCGAGCACGGCGCCCCCCCGGCCCCCAGGGACCCCCCGGCACCCGGCGCCGACGGCCGGGCGCUGCCGGAGGGGGGCACGGAGGGGGCUCUGCCCGCCGACUCGCUGCUGGUGCCGCUGGGCCAGCCGGUGCCGGCGAGCUGGGCGGUGGUCCCCGAGGAGGAGUUCGUCUGCGUCUACGCCAUUUACCAGUCCCACCUGGGCACCAACCUGCUGAUGGCGCCGGCGGCGCGGCUGGACGACGGCUGCAUCCACCUCUUCUACGUGCGGGCGGGCAUCAGCCGCGUGGCGCUGCUGAAGGUCUUCCUGGCCAUGGGCAGGGGCACGCACCUGGACCUGGGCUGCCCCCACCUGCACCACGUCCCCGUCCGCGCCUUCCGCCUGGAGCCGCGGGGCAGCACCGGCGUCAUGACGGUGGACGGCGAGGCGCUGGCCUGCGAGCCCGUGCAGGGCCAGGUCCACGGCCGCCUCGGCCGCAUCGUCUGCGGCUCCUGAGCGGCCGCGGCGCUGAGCCGCGGGCACGGCCGAGCCUUCCUCCCACUCAGGAACCACCUCCUCCUCCUCUAGCAAUAGCUCUCCGGGGCCGCGGGCACCUCGCUUAGCUUUACUCUCUUCGGGACGGACCCAAAAACGAGCCCCGAGCCCCGUCAGGUACUCGGCGCCGGCGAGACGCCCGCGUUUCGCCCCGGUACGAGCGGUACGAGGGGUGCGAGGCCCUGGCCCCGGGGCGGCUGCGCCGGCACAGCCCCGUCCCCGUCCCCCCCCCCCCCGGCUCGGACGCACACGGUGGCACCGCUCGUGUCCCUGCCACGGAGCCAGCCUGACCCGGGGCGGUCAGGACCAAUAGCUAACACGGAAAAAAAAAAAUCAAUUUUUUUUUUUUAAAAUAGAAUGUUUCUACCCAAAGCUUCCUGUAGAAGCAGAGUUUAUUCUUGUGAGAAAGGCAAUAAAUACCUAGCGUUUGCAAAAAAAAAACAACAAAUAAUAAUAAUAAUUAAAAAAAAAAAAACAAAAAA